This is a messenger RNA of Sinocyclocheilus rhinocerous, 8018 nucleotides long. Its product is annotated as snRNA-activating protein complex subunit 4-like. The transcript has 28 exons. Gene Ontology annotation, cellular component: snRNA-activating protein complex. Gene Ontology annotation, biological process: snRNA transcription by RNA polymerase II; snRNA transcription by RNA polymerase III. Gene Ontology annotation, molecular function: RNA polymerase II cis-regulatory region sequence-specific DNA binding; RNA polymerase III type 3 promoter sequence-specific DNA binding. NCBI's taxonomy places the organism in Eukaryota, Metazoa, Chordata, Actinopteri, Cypriniformes, Cyprinidae. The record is from RefSeq and is a predicted model, not a curated record. The coding region runs from base 478 to 7698 and encodes 2406 amino acids.
AUUGACGCGCGCUUCAUGUUUGUACAUAACGUUAUAUGAGCGUCGAGUAGUUUUACUAGGGGAGAAUUAUUCUUUACAGUUUAAGUAAGAUUUACAUAAAUCUUUGUGAUAUUUGCAACCAACCAUUCAAAGCGACGACUUUGAUUUAUUGUGUAACAAGUGUAAAUCUAGUUUGCAAAGUCCCUAAGUGCGCUCUUUGUAAACAUGCUGCUGCACAGGAAGAUUUGAGUGGGACAUUUAGAAAAGUGCGGUGAUGCCGCAGGAUCCAGCAGGCGUUUUUGUUUUGUUGGUGUGAUAGAAGAGCUGCAAUACUGAAGCCAAUAGCAGCAUGAUGCAUUAAAGGAAAGCUAAUGCAAGUACACGUCUGCUCGGCACAGACAAACUAGAGAUUUGGUUGCUAUAAGUUUCUUUCCUGUUGCCAAACACUCAUGUACUGUAUUUUCUACUUCGUGGGCUAGAAGUCUCACCUCGUCUAUCAUGGAAUCAAAUGAGUUGCUUGUGAAGAGGGAUAAAAUCCAGAGGGAGAUUUUGGCUCUAGAGAGUACUCUGGGUGCAGAAAGCAGAAUCAUAGACCUACUGUCAUCUGACAGCAGCAGUGAUGAUGAUGAAUCUGAUUACAGUGGACCUGAAGUUGAAGGAGUGGAGCGCGAUGACUUGGAAGCAGAGCGUUUGCGGAUACAGAGGGAGAUUGAAGAGUUAGAGAAUACACUUGGUGCUAAUGCAGCACUGGUCGAUGUAUUGGAUGAGAGGGAACGUGACACUGAUUCUAGUGAUGAAGACAGUGAUGAUGAUGAGUUGGAUCUUCCUCAAAAUGUGGAGACUUGCUUGCAAAUGAAUUUAGUCUAUCAGGAGGUGUUGAAAGAGAAACUAGCUGAGCUGGAAAAACUCCUCAAUGAGAAUCAACAGCAGCAGAAAGAGAUUGAGGCCCAGAUCUCUGGCCCAAGCACUUCUAGCUCCUCCGUACCAGGAAUUCCCCCUCAGAAACUAUUUCUUGGAUACUUCAUGAAGCCUUACUUCAAAGACAAACUCACUGGUCUGGGCCCUCCAGCAAAUGAAGAAACUAAAGCGAGACUGAGUCAUGGUUCCAGAACUAUUGAUGAAUUAAAAAGAUGGGACGGUUGGCAGAAAAUUUUGCUGACUGACGCAGUCGCCAAAGACACUAUGAAACGGAUGCUACAACCCAAACUAUCCAAGCUGGACUAUCUGAGUGCCAAGAUGUCUAGAGCUGAUGAUGAGGGAAAAGAAGAAUUGAAAAAACAAAACGAUUUAAUCGAGAAAGAAAUUGCAGAAAUAAGUGCCCUGAGAGACGAUCAGCUGCUGGGUAAUCGCCAUGACGAUCAUGACUGGGAGAAAAUAUCAAAUAUUGACUUUGAAGGUUUGCGACAGGCUGAGGAUUUGAAAAGGUUCUGGCAGAACUAUUUGCACCCCUCCAUUAACAAGUCAGUAUGGAAACAGGAUGAGAUUGAUGAACUGAAAAGAAUUGUGGAAGAGUACAAUUGCUGCCAUUGGGACAAAAUUGCAGAGGCUCUUGGGACAAAUAGAACGGCGUUCAUGUGCUUCCAGACUUACCAGCGCUACAUUUCAAAGACCUUCAGAAGGAAAGAGUGGACAAAAGAGGAAGAUGAGAUCCUCAGAAAACUUGUUGAAAAAAUGAAAAUUGGCAACUUCAUUCCUUACAUACAGAUGUCAUACUUCAUGGAGGGCCGUGAUGGAUCACAGCUGGCAUAUCGCUGGACAUCCGUUUUGGAUCCCUCUAUAAAGAAAGGCCCCUGGUCCAAAGAGGAGGACCAGUUGUUGCGGAAUGCUGUCGCAAAAUAUGGCACCAAAGAAUGGGGGAAAAUCAGAUUGGAAGUCCCAGGCAGGACUGACGGUGCUUGUCGUGACAGGUAUUUGGAUUGUCUUCAGCAGAAUGUGAAAAAGGGUCCUUGGAGCAAAGAGGAGGUGGAACUACUAAAAGAAAAGGUUGCAAAAUUUGGUGUUGGCAAGUGGACUAAGAUUGCCUCAGAGAUCCCAAACCGGGUUGACUGCCAGUGCCUAAACAAGUGGAAAUUACUAACACAAGCUAGUAAGAGUAAAGCGUGUCAUGGUAAAGGCAAAAAAAGACAAAGGAAGCCAACAACAGUGCCACGAAAAAGAAAAAGACAAAAAGCUUUGAAAACGAUUAAAGAGAAGAUACUCACCUCCAGCGAGGACGAAAAACAUAUAAAGUAUAUGGACAGUGAUGUUGAAUCAGAUGUUCCCUUAGUCAAAGUUCGGAAAAUACCACGAAAGGACUACGUACAGCCAGAUAUGAAGGCAUGGAUACCUGUAAAUGCAAACACAGGGGUUCAUUCUCUACAAACUGUCAGGACUGUGUGGGUCCAUCCUCCCUCCAAUGAGGAGGAGCUAGAGAAAUCCACUCUAGAAUCUGGCUCAGGCCGCAUUCCAUCAAAGAACAGCAAAUGUCCAAAAGUCACGCUCGCUUUAGUGCGCAAUACCAUCCUGAACCGCUUUGGAAACGUGGAAAGAACUUAUGUAGGUUUGAAGCCUACUGUCUUGCAGAGUCAGACUGACGAUGAGAAGGCCAUGCUCAAGGUGUCUGUGAGUGAUAUUAAACAUUUCCUGCAGUGGAAGGGAGCAUCUGUAGUUAAGAAGGAGAAAAUGACAAAUCCAAAAAAUAUUAAGAAAAGAAGGUCGGUUCAGGACAUGGCCAGCCUUAAUAAUGACCUCUUUAAAGCCAUCACCCCAUGGAUUGGUAAUGUGAUCCUGCCUGCUCCAGUGAAUGAAAACACAUUUUGUGAAGGUGAUAUUGUUGGAAUGAAAGCAGAAGACAUCGCUCUUCCAAAAACAUCAGUGUUUUCAUUUUUCCUCAAAGCUUUUCAAAUAGAUGUCAACGGUUGCAGGAAUGUCAUUGAAAUUCAGCAAAUUAUCAACAUUAAGAAGCCAAUUGCUCAAUCUAAACCAAGAACAGCGUCAGUGAUUCUUAAGGAUGCAAAACAGAAAGCUGAGCACAAGAAACCUGCAGAACCUCCUCAACAUCCACCUCCCCUGCAGCCGGUUCUUCUUAACCCUCUCCAACUGCCAGUCAGGCAAAUGACAACCCCUACUUUGAUUCAACCCAAAACUCUUGUCAUUACACAGCCAAACAAGCAGAGGGCAGUGCAGCCUUUACUAAUUAAGUCACCACCACAAGUUUUAUCACAGAUUCCUCUACCGCUAAUACAGCCGACAGCACCUGCACAAUCUGUCAUGGCCUCAACCCCCAAAUCACCAAGUACAGAGGACUCAAACAGCAUCAGAUCUGCAAAACGCAUCCGCAAACCUACUGAGAAAGUCCAAGCCCUAAUGGAAGAAGCUAAAGCUAAAGGUAGUAAAAAAGAGUCACAGAAACUAAAUCAAGGUAAACAGAAUGUUGUUUUUCCAACUAUUACAUUGCAGAUGCAGGCAGUAAACUGGAUUUUUACCCCCACCAAGUUGGUACAAGUAACUGGUCCACUUUCUGCUAAUAUCCCAAGCAACCAGACACUAAUUGUGCCAAAUAGUUCCCCCCUGAAUAACAGUAUUAGUCCAUGCAUCUCAACUAAUCUAUACCCAGCAUCAUUUGCACUGGAUGUUGCUGCUUCCUCUGUUAGUCCUGCCCUUAUCCAUUCUUCAGUCUCAAAUGCCUCCAGAGAUACCCUAAAGACUUCCUCCUCUGUGAACAUUAGCCCCAAUGGCAUCCAGAUACCUCUUUCACCUACUUCUACCUUAGUACAGAGCAAAAGUGUGCUACAUAGUGUUCAGAUGUUAUCCCCGACAACUAUCAAAGUGGACCAGAAAGGUUCACAUGUUGAAGCUACGAAGAACUCCUCAGACUUCUCUUCUGAUGAAUCCAUUGUAAGGCAAUAUCAGACAUCAACUGGUUCCAGAGUAUCUCCUGCUGUUUUCAGUGUUCUUCCAGUUCCCUUGACUGUGCCACCUUUGGCUAGUUCACCAGUCGUAUUGAAGCCAACAAAUAAUGUUGCAGUGGCAAAGUCUCCUGGUGUUACUGAAAAUGGCUGCGUUCUUGUGAGAACUAAUCAGAUGCCAACUGUCAUCCAACAGAAAAGUUUGCCUGACACAAUAUUGAGCCCCCUUUCUGCUUCUAGUAGACCAAUUGCUCCUUCACCUCAGGUUGUAGCUCAGUGUCCUCAGAUUGUGGCUUCAUCACCUCAGAUUGUGGCUUCAUCAUCUCAGAUUGUGACUCCAUCAGCUCACAUUGGGGCUCCAUCACCUCAGAUUGUGGCUUCAUUAACUCAGAUUAUGGCUCCAUCACCUCGGAUUAUGGCUCCAUCAACUCAGAUUGUGGCUCCAUCAUUUCAGAUUGUGGCUCCAUCACCUCUAAUUGCUGCUUCAUCACCUCAGUUUGUGGCUCCAUCAGUUCAGUUUGUGGCUCCAUCACCUCAGAUUGUGGCUCCAUCACCUUGGAUUGUGGCUCCAUCACCUCAGUUUGUGGCUCCAACAACUCGGAUUGUUGCUCCAUCACCUUGGAUUGUGGCUCCAACAACUCGGAUUGUUGCUCCAUCACCUUGGAUUGUGGCUCCACCUCCUCAGAUUGUGGCUUCAUCACCUCAGAUUGCAGCUCCACCACCUCAAAUUGUGGCUCCAUCAGAAGUACCUCAAAUCAUAACAUCAAGUGAACCAUUGAUCCCUCUUCCUGAUAUUCCCUCUGAUGUUGUUAGCUUUAAUCCCCACUUGAUAUUCCCUGAGCAGUCAUCUGAAGUAGAUGACUGGAUGAAUGGAAAAGGUGGAAUUCCACUACCUCAUUUAGAGAUGUCUUUGCCUUACCUUCCACCGUCUGCCGCCAGCAUCGAAACACUGACUUCUUUGCUCAAAGUUAAACAAUCACUGCUUGCAGCUGCAGUGAAUAUCCUGCCAGAUGAAUAUCAAAAUUACAGAGAGGAAGAAGAUCAAGUAGCUGCCAUCCGCAAAAUGAUUGCGUGUUCAGAUGUUAUCCCCGACAACUAUCAAAGUGGACCAGAAAGUGUUCUUCCAGUUCCCUUGACUGUGCCACCUUUGGCUAGUUCACCAGUCGUAUUGAAGCCAACAAAUAAUGUUGCAGUGGCAAAGUCUCCUGGUGUUACUGAAAAUGGCUGCGUUCUUGUGAGAACUAAUCAGAUGCCAACUGUCAUCCAACAGAAAAGUUUGCCUGACACAAUAUUGAGCCCCCUUUCUGCUUCUAGUAGACCAAUUGCUCCUUCACCUCAGGUUGUAGCUCAAUGUCCUCAGAUUGUGGCUUCAUCACCUCAGAUUGUGACUCCAUCAGCUCGCAUUGGGGCUCCAUCACCUCAGAUUGUGGCUUCAUUAACUCAGAUUAUGGCUCCAUCAACUCAGAUUGUGGCUCCAUCAUUUCAGAUUGUGGCUCCAUCACCUCUAAUUGCUGCUUCAUCACCUCAGUUUGUGGCUCCAUCAGUUCAGUUUGUGGCUCCAUCACCUCAGAUUGUGGCUCCAUCAGCUCGGAUUGUGGCUUUAUCACCUCACAUUAUGGCUCCAUCAACUCCGAUUGGGGCUCCCUCCAUCAGUUCAGAUUGCAGCUCCAUCAGCUCGGAUAGCAGCUCCAUUAGUUCAGAUUGCAGCUCCAUCACCUCAGAUUAUGGCUCCAUCACUUCAGAUUGUGGCUCCACCACCACGGACUGUGGCUCCACCACCUCAUAUUAUGGCUCCAUCACCUCAGAUUGUUGCUCCAUCACCUCAGAUUAUGGCUCCAUCACCUCCAAUUAUGGCUCCAUCACCUCAGAUUGUGGCUCCAUCAGAUCGGAUUGUGGCUCCACCACCUCAGAUUUCGGCACCAUCAGCUCGAAUUGCAGCUCCAUCAGUUCAGAUUGUGGCUCCAUCAGCUCGGGUUGUGGCUCCACCAGCUCAGAUUGCGACUCCAUCAGCUCGAAUUGCAGCUCCAUCAGCUCGAAUUGCAGCUCCAUCAGCUCGAAUUGCAGCUCCAUCAGUUCAGAUUGUGGCCCCAUCACUUCAGAUUGUGGCUCCACUACCUCGGACUGUGGCUCCAUCAGCUCGGAUUGUGGCUCCAUCAGAAAUACCUCAAAUCAGAACAUUAACUUUAAUCCUCACUUGAUAUUCCCUGAGCAGUCACCUGAAGUAGAUGACUGGAUGAAUGGAAAAGGUGGAAUUCCACUACCUCAUUUAGAGAUGUCUUUGCCUUACCUUCCGCCAUCUGCCGCCAGCAUCAAAACAUUGACUUCUUUGCUCAAAGUUAAACAAUCUCUGCUUGCGACUGCAGUGAAUAUCCUGCCAGUUGAGUAUCAAAACUAUAGAGAGGAAGAAGCUCAAAUUGUGGCUCCAUCAGCUCGGGUUGUGGCUCCACCACCUCAGAUUGUGGCUCCAUCAGUUCAGAUUGCAGCUCCAUCAGCUCGGAUAGCAGCUCCAUUAGUUCAGAUUGCAGCUCCAUCAGUUCAGAUUGUUGCUCCAUCACCUCAGAUUAUGGCUCCAUCACUUCAGAUUGUGGCUCCACCACCACGGACUGUGGCUCCACCACCUCAUAUUAUGGCUCCAUCACCUCAGAUUGUGGCUCCAUCAGAUCGGGUUGUGGCUCCACCACCUCAGAUUGUGGCUCCAUCAGUUCAGAUUGCAGCUCCAUCAGCUCGGAUAGCAGCUCCAUUAGUUCAGAUUGCAGCUCCAUCAGUUCAGAUUAUGGCUCCAUCACUUCAGAUUGUGGCUCCACCACCACGGACUGUGGCUCCACCACCUCAUAUUAUGGCUCCAUCACCUCAGAUUGUUGCUCCAUCACCUCAGAUUAUGGCUCCAUCACCUCCAAUUAUGGCUCCAUCACCUCAGAUUGUGGCUCCAUCAGAUCGGAUUGUGGCUCCACCACCUCAGAUUUCGGCACCAUCAGCUCGAAUUGCAGCUCCAUCAGUUCAGAUUGUGGCUCCAUCAGCUCGGGUUGUGGCUCCACCAGCUCAGAUUGCGACUCCAUCAGCUCGAAUUGCAGCUCCAUCAGCUCGAAUUGCAGCUCCAUCAGCUCGAAUUGCAGCUCCAUCAGCUCGAAUUGCAGCUCCAUCAGUUCAGAUUGUGGCCCCAUCACUUCAGAUUGUGGCUCCACUACCUCGGACUGUGGCUCCAUCAGCUCGGAUUGUGGCUCCAUCAGAAAUACCUCAAAUCAGAACAUUAAGUGAACCAUUGCUCCCUAUUCCUGACAUUCCCUCUGAUGUUGUUAGCUUUAAUCCUCACUUGAUAUUCCCUGAGCAGUCACCUGAAGUAGAUGACUGGAUGAAUGGAAAAGGUGGAAUUCCACUACCUCAUUUAGAGAUGUCUUUGCCUUACCUUCCGCCAUCUGCCGCCAGCAUCAAAACACUGACUUCUUUGCUCAAAGUUAAACAAUCUCUGCUUGCGACUGCAGUGAAUAUCCUGCCAGUUGAGUAUCAAAACUAUAGAGAGGAAGAAGCUCAAGUAGCUGCCAUCCGCAAAAUGAUUGCCGAAAGGUUUGCCUCAAAUCCAGCGUACCAGCUUUUGAAGGCUCGUUUCUUGUCGUGCUUUACUUUACCAGCCCUUUUGGCCACUAUAAACCCUUCUGUGAAAUAUGAGUUGCCCACCGAUAACCAUGGUGAUGAAGAUGAGGUCUUGUUAUUACAAAAGAUAAAAAAAAGGAUUCGGCCACCAGCUGCAAGGAUUGAGCUUAACACAAAUGAAAAUGAAGCAUCAGCAAAACAGUUCUCAGGAAUCAGUACAAAAAGGCAAAGGAGUCGACAUUGAGUUACAUAAGAUUCAUCAUCUGAAUGAGUACCAGUAACUUCAGAUUUGGUACAGUUCACGAUUCGUGUACAAAUGUGUACCACUAAAAAAAUCUAUAUUACAGUUAAAGGGACCAGUCAGAUAUUCAUUGCACUAAUUUUGUUUACUCCAUCCAUACGUUUUAAGAACAUUCAGUAUGUGUCCUGACAAUUUUUUGGAAAUAAAAUUAUAAAUAAGUAAGGUUGCACUGAGCUACUAUUAAAUUAUUAUAUACUUUCAUUUGUUACUGCUUUUUGAAUAUUGUUCUGUAGAAAUGUUAAAUGUUUUGUCAUUGUUUGUUU